Molecule: messenger RNA, 1907 nt
Organism: Monascus purpureus
Lineage: Eukaryota; Fungi; Ascomycota; Eurotiomycetes; Eurotiales; Aspergillaceae
Source: the annotation of a GenBank genome assembly
AUGUCGACUAUCCUUUACUCUAUUGCCCUCAUAUUAGCUUUACUGGGGCCUACUUCGAUUUCUGCGCAAGUUUCAACUGAAAAGGUUUGGGCAGUUUUCGCAUACACUGCCUAUGGAGACAGCACUCCGGCUCUUCCACAUCAUUCGAAGACGCUCACUCAAUAUGGAGCCGAGCAGCUGUACGCAGCUGGAUCCGCCUUUCGGAAUCGAUACGUUGAGACGCGGCUAAACGAGAACACGAGAGUUCAGAACCUCUCAUCUUAUACUCUGGACUCCGACGAAGUCGAUGUCCUCUCAACUACUGAUCAGUUUACCGUUGCGUCAGCACAGGCUUUUAUGCAAGGACUCUAUCCUCCAGUCGAGACAUAUACUGACGGUUACUCUCAAUUGGCCAAUGGAUCAUGGGCAACAUAUGCUCUCAGUGGAUAUCAAUUCCCUCGCCUCAUUACUUUGGGCAUGACCGAUCUUGGCUUUGAGAAACUAGCCGGCCACGCCGCUUGUCCUUUACAUGAGUUGUCCAAGCGGGAAUACGAAGGGAGCAUCGAGUUCCAACAGAUUGAGGAACAGUCGGCUAGCUUUUAUGCUCGCCUCUAUGAUAAUGCUCUAUCCCACGUAUUCGACCGGUCCCAGGUCCAUUACAGCAACGCCCGUUAUAUUUCGGACUACUUGGAUUACGAGUCCCUGCAUAAUAUAACAUUUUUCGAUAACCUGGACCAAGAGGACAUAGACCGUGCACGAUGGCUAGCCGACCAAUAUGUUUAUGCGACAAAUAGCGAUGUUUCUUCCUCAAGUAACACACCAAGCAAGAACAUCCGUUCAGUCGCAGGCCAGACUUUGGCAUCACUUGUUCUUCAGCUUUUUGAGCAAAACAUAGCAGAUCUUGGUUCCAAGGUUAAAAUGAUGCUUGCGUUUGGCAGCUACGAACCUCCCGUUGCUCUCGCUUCUCUGAUGCGACUAGCAUCUCCGAGAGAGGCCAAUUUCUAUUCCCGCCCGACACAAGGUGCCUCCGUGGUUUUUGAGCUGUUUAGUUUUGAUGAUCAAAUAUCCCCCAUCUAUCCGGCGAUAUCAAAUCUUUAUGUGCGAUUUCUACUUCAUAAUGGAACCAAAUCUUCCACUGUCUUUUCACCACACCCUCUCUUUGGUCGUGGCCCUAGCAAUAUCGCGAUCAGUUAUACCGAGUUUCGGGAGGAAAUGAGCCGAAUCUCUUUAGGUCCUACUCGUGACUGGUGUCUGAGAUGCAAUUCAUCGGCUGUGUUUUGUUCUGGACUAGCGCCUGAAUCCUUUUUCAAGGAUCAGUCGUGCGCCUAUUUUAAUCCUGCAAUUGCUGCUCUCAUUGGAGCUGUCAUCACUGUCAUCAUUAUUCUUCUUAUUGCCAUACCAGCGUUCCUCCUGAGUGGUAUCCGCCUACAAAGAAGGCGUAAGGCCGGACUCGGGAGCUUCAAAAGCAGCGGUAGAGUGGCGAGCGAUCAAGGCGUAGCCUCUCAGAAUUCAACGCAUGAAACUUUUAGGAUGACAGAAAUCACGAAAGUUAGUCAUGACCAGGUCAGUAGUGCAAGCGAGUGUUCAAGCAGCUGGGAGAGGGACCAGCGAAGGGAGGACAUCAUCGCCGUUCCUGGAAGGGUUCAGAAGACACACACGACAUUUGAGGACGAGGCUGAGGAGGAAUGGCGAUUAAACAGUAGAUUGAAGCCGGUUGGGGUCCAGGAGAAUCUUUGAGAUUGGGAAGUUCCUCUAUGGGUGGCUCCAUACUUGUUCUGUCUUCUUAUCUGCCUUUAUGGUCAUAUGAACGAUCAUUCACUGGACUUUUCUUUCCUUCUCUCUCGUGUAGUAAGUGUUCAGGAACUUGCCACCUAGUGGUAGCUGGAUGCCCAGUGAAUUCCCAUGCCUUUAUCUCUACCUGGAAGCUG